Messenger RNA from Daphnia magna, 2314 nucleotides. RefSeq lists its product as uncharacterized. The transcript has 3 exons. NCBI's taxonomy places the organism in Eukaryota, Metazoa, Arthropoda, Branchiopoda, Diplostraca, Daphniidae. The coding region runs from base 998 to 2155 and encodes 385 amino acids. The record is from RefSeq and is a predicted model, not a curated record.
GAAAGUUUCAUGUUCCAUGUGCUCAGUCUCAAUUUCAAUAAGACGCCCUAAAACGUUUUAUGAACACGUUAAGUUCAGCCAUGGUAAAUCGGCAGGUUUUCAUGUUGUUUGUAAACAUCCAGGUUGCGACGGUGUGUACCAUUUAUUCGCGUCAUUUAAAAGGCACUGGAACAAAUGCCAUCCAGAAACUUCGACAGUUAGACAAAAUGCUGCUGCUGUUCAAACCAUUAAUGACAAGGCUAGUGAUCCCGCGUCCAUUGAAGAUGUGGUUGUUGCUAGUAGUAACACAACUGAUGACGUCAGGGCUGGUCUUGAACAAUCAUCAGCUGAAGAUAGGCAUGAUUUUGAUCACGAACAACAACCUUAACAUUCUGGCCAGCAAAAUUUGGUUCCUGCUCAUCGUGAAAUUGAAUCCCUCCUUUUCACUCCUGGUGCUGCGUUUAGUGAAUUUGAAUGGGAGGCUGGCUUGCUACUUAUAUUGCGACAAAGAUAUUUCCUGGCCUACGAGGCCCUGCUCUUUGUGUCUGAGUCCAUCCAUGAGCAUUAUUCAAGAAAUAUGGCCAUCGUUCAGGAAAAACUUGCUGCCCUAUUAUCUACUGAAGUAACUGGUAGUACCAAGUUUAAAGCAGCUUUCCUGCGAAUCAACCAAGAAGAGCAGCUCACUCGUCAUCGACUAGAGAAAAUUUGGACAAACUUCUUUCCUACUAUUAUGCCAAAGUCGGUCAUUCUCAAUCAAGAUGAGCCUUUGUAUGAAUGGAUAAAAGAUGAGAAACUUUUUUGAACGAGGUCUUCAAGACAGGGUAUGUAGUACCCUUUUUUAGAGUCCUUACAACAGUUUCUGUCAGUAAAAGAAGUGGACAGCGCUGUACUGUCAAGUUUCCAAUCUCACACAACCGAUAUUGAGAAUUACUACUCUGAUAUUUGGGACGGAACUUUUGUUAAAAGUAUCCCUAGUUUCAUUCGUGAAAAUGGUGCAAUCCUUUGCUUUCAAAUUUACAUGGACGAAGUUGAGCUCGCAAACCCUUUGGGUAGUAAAAGGGAGGGUAAACAUAAAGUUUCCGUAUUUUACUGGGUGUUGUUGAACCUCCCUCCUCAGUUUCGCUCAUCCCUGCGUAGCAUUCAAUUACUUGGGAUCGUCAGCUGUGAUUUGUUGAAGCAACGUGGGUCUGAUGUUUUUUUAAGAUCUUUUAUAGAGGAUUUGAUUCGUUUUGAAAAUGGUGUAACUCUAACAGUCCGGAACGAAAAAAAAAAGUGGUUUGGUGUUUUACUGAAUUUUGCUGGUGAUAUGCCAGCCUACAACUUUGUGGGUGGGUUCAAAGAAUGGGUGGGUUUUGCUAAAUCUCCAUGUAGAACUUGUACUAUUCAUCGUGACAACUUGGAAACAAUUCAUUGCGAAAUCGAUUGCAUUUUACGUGAUAAAUUGUCCCAUGAAAAACAAGUUUUGGAAUUAGAAAUAGUCGAUCAAACACAAGCCGCAAGAGAUGCUUUGUCUUGUCAGUACGGUGUAAAUCGUAGGUGUCCUUUUUCCGUUUUGAGAUACUUUUAUGCCACUAAAUGUUUCAUGCAUGAUCUUAUGCACAUUUUUUAUGAAGGAACUCUAAAUCUCGAAACAGCUUUACUGCUUCGAGUUCUCAUACCUGAUGACUCAUACAUUAUUGCAACAGUUAAUUACAACAUCUCAACGCUUAAGAGUGGCCGAGAGUUCACAUCUCCUCCUCCAUUUAGAAAAAGUGAAAUAUUGGAUUCAAAAAAGUUGUCUUUCUCGUCUUCCGAGAUGUCAUCAGUUGCAAUGUGUCUUGCAAUUGUUUUGGGGGAAUUUGUUAGUAGCGAAAAUCCUUAUUUUGCAAACUUCCUUCUGCUUCUCGAAAUAAUGACGUCCCUUCAGUCUUAUUCCUUUACUGAAAAGCAAUUGGCAGUGCUACAGAAAAAUAUCGAGAUUCACAACAAAAAUCAUGUGUUUUUAUAUCCGAAGCCAACUGAUUCCGCUGGAAAAGCGAUCUUUUCUAAACUACAUACACUUAUCCAUUUUCCCAGCCAAAUCAAACAGUUUGGCCCCCCCGCUUCUCGUGGUGUUUCCGUUAUGAGUCAAAGAACGCCCCGUUUAAGAAAAUUAUGCGAAGGAAUUGUAACUUCCAUUACGUCCCUUGGACGUUAGCCUCUCACCAUCAAAAACUUGUUGGCAUGGACAUAAGAAUUGAUGGCGAAGGUCACUAUUUUGGUAAAUUUGAAGAUUAUUCAGUAAAUGAAAGCCAUACCCCUUUUGCUGUGAAAUAUGCGCGAUGGUGUAAUAUCUUGUGCGACGCUACUCCAUUGG